This is a messenger RNA of Colletotrichum spaethianum, 2079 nucleotides long. RefSeq names its product Kelch repeat-containing protein. Bases 1 to 2079 code for a protein of 692 amino acids. The transcript is spliced from 4 exons. NCBI's taxonomy places the organism in Eukaryota, Fungi, Ascomycota, Sordariomycetes, Glomerellales, Glomerellaceae. Gene Ontology annotation, molecular function: protein binding. The record is from RefSeq and is a predicted model, not a curated record.
AUGUCGCUCACGGCGCCCCUGCUCGCCCUUAUAAGUUUUUCUCUGUUCUUGGCACCGACGGCAGCGCAACAAGAUCCCGUGGCCAAUUUCUGUCGCCGCUUUGGACAUCAAACGGCCGUUGUUGAUGACAAGCUAUUCAUCGAUGGCGGCCUCAUCAAUUGGAACCCUCUUGCCUCCUUCCCUUCCAAUUACACAAACACAUGGCUUCUCUACCAAGACCUCUCUACAACGGCAUCUACGGGCAUGCCCCCUCUGUACGCAAACCUCUCCAAGAACGGCUCCAUUCCCAAUGUCGCUGGCGGCGCUCUUUGGUCCGACUCGGUCAAUAAGCGUCUCUACCUCUUCGGCGGCGAGCACAAUCUGGGAGAGCCUCCUUUGCCUUUCAAUCUAUAUGGCUACGACAUCCUGAAUAACCAAUGGGAUUCCUUCGGUCCGUCACGCACGGGGGCGUCGAUUUCCAAAGUGAGCUACGGUGCAGGAGUGUCAGUUGACAGUCGCGGGGAGGCAUACUACUUUGGCGGAUGGCUAAGCAACGCCUCCGUCCCCAACUGGGGUACCGGUCCGCCAGUAGCCACGACAGGAUUGGUAAAAUAUACCAUGGACACGAACAGUUUUUCCAACAACACUGGUCCUGACAACAUACGGCGCGCCGAGGGCAGCUUACAAUACAUCCCAGCGGGAGAGGGCGGAAUGUUGAUCUAUUUUGGGGGCAUCCAAGACCUGUCCGCCAACGGUACAGCUACGGGCCAGCCCAUAGACCAGAUCUUCAUCUACGACGUCCUCAGCAGCAAGUGGUAUACCCAGAAAGCUACCGGUCAGAUCCCGGAGAUGAGGCGGCGGUUUUGCGCAGGCGUGACGUGGGCAGCAGAUCAGUCAUCGUACAACAUUUACAUGUACGGCGGCGCAACUGUUCCGGGCGUCCUCGGCGGGGGCUACGACGAUCUCUACGUGCUCUCGAUCCCAACCUUCACCUGGGUGAAGAUGUACCCCCUCGGCCGCAACGGCACCGGUGACUACCCGCACCACUCGCUCACCUGUAACAUCAUCCCUGGCCGGGGCCAGAUGAUUAUCUCCGGGGGCAACUUCCCGCUCACGCAAGACUGCGACUCCCCGGGCCAGUGGGGGACCCACAACGCCGACUUGGGGAAGCAGAACCCGAACAAGAGCCUCUGGGAUCUGUACAAGCCCAACAAGACGACCUACGCCGUGCCGGACGAGGUCCUUGCGGUUGUAGGCGGUAACGGCAACGGCGGCGCGACCAAAACGACACCUGCGAACGGGUUCGAUUACACCGACGUAGCCUUACUGAUCACGCUCAAGGCCGAUGUUGCCGUCCGGACGCCGACGAGGGCUGUUAACGGGUUUAGCCCACCGGCUCCGAGUACGAGUCUGUCUACGGGUGCAAUCGUUGGCAUUGCCGUCGGUGCUGCGGUCUUGGUCAUCGCGCUGGCGGUGGGAUGCUUCCUCGUCCGCAAGCGCCGCCAGCGCGUACUCCAGAACAGGACAUCGCCGCCGGGGCCAAGUCACCUCUACCACGCCCAGAGCAUGUCAGAACCAUGGUCGGGGCCUCCAUCCCACCUCAGCCCCAUGCCAUCGCCCUACUCACCACCGUACGGCCACUCGGCUUCCUUUCCGCUGCCUCCAACAUCCCCGCACCCGAUGUCUCCGCAAACCGUGUCGCCGCACAUGAGCCCGCCGGUCGAGCUGCCUUCGCAGUCGUCGCAAACGACUCCAGCGGGCAUGAUGGGGGAUACAUCGAUUCUGACGCACAUGUCCUCCGCGUCGUCGUACCCGCCGCAGCAUGCGUACUUCGGCGAGACGACGACGCUGCUGAACCAGCCGCGGUACGAUGCCCACGGCAACAUGUGGGUGCCGCAGGUGAGCAUGGUGCAAGUCGCCCCGGGGGUGACGCCGCCGCUGCCUGAGUACACGCCGGCGAGGGGUGAUCAGAAGACGACACCGCAGCCGGUGGCAGCUGAGGUGCAACCCGCGCCGGCCCAGGAGCCGCAAGAGUUGAGCGCGGACCCGGACGACCGCGCGGAGGCGAGUACACAGCACCAGACAUAUUACAACAGGUAG